AUGAACUUCGAAGAGAUUAAUAGCCAGAGUUUCUCAGUUCUCUUCAAUGAAGACGAUUAUGAAAUCGACAUAUCCAUCAAUCGGAAGGAGUCAGAGUCUCGAAGAGGACCAGGAAUGCUAAAGAAAGCUGUAUCCAUAAGAAGUUUGAUGAUGGGAAAGUCUCAAUCAGAGGAAGAAACUGCACUUCUCACGGAUAAUUCGCAUGGUGCUGACAGCGAAAUGGAAGACCAUCAGGUUGUUGUAACAACAACAAAACAAGGAGAGUCAAGCUCAGCAUUGGCAGACCUCAUCUACGGGGACGAUGAGGCUGCUUACGUUAGUGACCUUUCGGACGAAGAGGGCAAUUUUGAUGAGCCCGAGGCCGCCACGGACCAGGCGACGAAAGAUGCGAAGAUUGCUCAACGGAGUUUCAAGAGAAGGAGCCAUAGGGUCGGUCUUGCACGUGGUGGCUCGUCUUCACGACUACUAGUAGCUGACUCUCGCACUAAUUCAGAAAAAAGUUUAGUCAAGGACCCAGGAAGCCACCAAAGAAGAAGACCCGGUCUUACGCGUGAUGGUUCGUCUUCACGUCUACUUGCUGAUUCUUGCCGUUCUGCAGGCAGGGGCGGCCUUCCGCGGGGUGGUUCUUCUUCACGACUACUUGCUGACUGUCGAAGCUCCUCACAUAGAAGUUUAGUCAGCAACCCAGCACAAAGGCGAAGACAACGAAGCAUGCAAACAAGACCCCAGCAAGGAAGUCGUCGGUCAACUGGCCAUCGUAGAACACAAAGCUCUCGCACCCCAUCAAAGGAUACACUUCAAAUUAUUGAGAAUGCUCUCAGGAGAAAGCCCAGUCAAUUCGUUGGUGCACAAAAUGCAGAAUUCGAAAUGCCGCUGAAAGCCCCCAGCCCACGCCGCCUCAAAACAAGCAAGUCCUCCUCCGAUAUCUGGGAGACUCCUGGAUCUUUGAAUGAGGCAGUCCGCCGUUCUAGAUCAGCCUGCACGAUGUUGGGAGAUCUUGUUCCCGUCGCCCCCAAACGGCUUCCUUCGUCUCGGAACCUGGUUGCAUCGGACGGCCACAGAAGAGGACGAAAAUCGACAUGCAGCGACAAGUCUAACGAAGAGGAGGAUAAUAGAAGACAGCAAUGGAGAUCUAAGUCUACAGAACGGAGGUUGAAGGGCACCAAACUGUUGUCUCCUACUCCGACUCGUUCAACUCUCUCCUCGUCUUGCUCUCGAAAUGGAGGAAGAUUGAGUCAACUCAGCUAA
This is a messenger RNA of Cylindrotheca closterium, 1248 nucleotides long. The record is from the annotation of a GenBank genome assembly. NCBI's taxonomy places the organism in Eukaryota, Bacillariophyta, Bacillariophyceae, Bacillariales, Bacillariaceae.